Messenger RNA from Pediculus humanus corporis (human body louse), 342 nucleotides. RefSeq lists its product as uncharacterized. Bases 1 to 342 code for a protein of 113 amino acids. The record is from RefSeq and is a predicted model, not a curated record. Lineage: Eukaryota; Metazoa; Arthropoda; Insecta; Psocodea; Pediculidae. The transcript has 3 exons. Gene Ontology annotation, cellular component: membrane.
AUGUCUGACUGCAGGUAUACAACCUUAUUCAGCAGAGAAUUAUUUUUCUUAUUAAUUACAACAACGUUUAUGAUAGGAACAUUCAUACUUUUACUAUCAUGCAUUCUUUCAAUUGCAACAGCAGCCAUUUUACCUAAAACAUUUUACGAAUUAUUAUACCAUGUUUUUGCAUUUGUUCUAUACCUUGCAGCUGCUGUUACACUUUUGGUAACGGUCAAUGAAAGUAACUACAGCAAAUAUAGAUAUAAUGAAUUGUUAGCAGCAGGAAUAAUCGCUCUUGUAAAUGCAGUUCUCUACCUUGCAAGCACAGUUUUUGCAUACAGGAGUAGUAAAGGACUGUGA